Abrus precatorius (Indian licorice) is the source of this 1467-nucleotide messenger RNA. Its product is annotated as endoglucanase 16. Bases 1 to 1467 code for a protein of 488 amino acids. The record is from RefSeq and is a predicted model, not a curated record. Gene Ontology annotation, biological process: carbohydrate metabolic process. Gene Ontology annotation, molecular function: hydrolase activity, hydrolyzing O-glycosyl compounds. The transcript has 8 exons. NCBI's taxonomy places the organism in Eukaryota, Viridiplantae, Streptophyta, Magnoliopsida, Fabales, Fabaceae.
AUGGAUACUAAACAAGUAUAUUGGGCCAUCAUUGUAGCAUGGCUUACUUUGUUUGAAGGAAAAAUGAUGCUUGUUAAAGGCGAUCUUGAUUAUAAAGAGGCUCUCACCAAGUCCCUUAUAUUCCUAGAGGCACAACGUUCAGGGAAGCUCCCUCCAAAUAACAGGGUGCCUUGGCGAGGAGACUCGGCACUUGAUGAUGGAAAACUCGCUCAUGUGGACCUUGCUGGGGGAUACUAUGAUGCAGGGGAUAAUGUCAAAUAUGGGCUUCCCAUGGCUUUCACUGUUACAACGCUAGCAUGGAGUGCAAUGUUUUACAAGUCUGAAUUUGAAGCUGCAAAGGAAUUAAGAAAUAUUGAGGACGCCAUUCGCUGGGGUACUGAUUAUUUUAUAAAAGCUAGUUCUCGACACAAAAGAUUAUAUGUGCAGGUAGGGGACCCAGAAGAAGAUCACCACUGUUGGGUUCCGCCAGAAUAUAUGAAGACAAAAAGAACGGUUUUGAAGAUUGAUAGUAACACGCCCGGGACUGAGAUCGCAGCAGAAACUGCAGCUGCAAUGGCUGCUUCUUCCAUUGUUUUUAGGCAAUCAGAUCGUAAAUAUGCACGUCGUCUUCUCAACAAAGCUAAAUUGCUUUUCCAAUUGGCGAAAUCGCAUAAAGGAACCUUCGAUGGAGAGUGUCCCUUCUAUUGCUCUUAUUCCGGCUAUCAAGAUGAACUGAUGUGGGCAGCAACUUGGCUAUACUUGGCUACAAGGAAGUCUAUGUAUUUGAAAUAUGUAAAAGAAGAAUCCAUAAGUGCUGGUGUAGCGGAAUUUAGUUGGGACCUUAAAUAUGCUGGAACACAAACCCUUCUCACCCAGUUACAUUUUGAAGGUGAAAAGGAUCUAGAAACGUUCAAAAACCACGGCGAAAGUUUCAUAUGCUCUGUCCUUCCCGAGAGUCCCUACCACCAGAUUAAAUUGACUCCUGGUGGCUUUAUUCAUUUGAGAGAUGGAGCCAACACACAAUAUGCCACCAGCACGGCUUUCUUGUUCGUUGUAUAUAGUGAUUUGUUAGCCAAUCAUAAACAGAAAAUCACUUGUGGAGACAAACAAUUUAGCUCGUCCCAUCUCCUUUCUUUUGCUAAGAAACAAGUUAGUAUAGCACAGAUGGAUUACAUACUUGGGAAAAACCCUGAAGGAAGAUCGUACAUGGUAGGAUUUGGCAAAAACCCACCAACGCAAGCUCACCAUAGAGGCGCUUCUGUGGAAAAGGUGGAUAAGGGGGAGGAGUUCAAUUGUGCCUUGAGCUUCUCUAAAUGGUUUCAAAAAGAUGAACCUAACCCACAUGAACUCACUGGUGCCAUUGUGGGUGGACCUGACCGCAACGACAAGUUCAACGAUAAACGCUGGGAUUCACCCAAGACUGAACCAUGCACAUACGUUAAUUCCUUAGCAGCUGGAGCUCUAGCCAAGCUUGCAUCUUUGGGUUGA